Molecule: messenger RNA, 674 nt
Organism: Amoebophrya sp. A120
Lineage: Eukaryota; Dinophyceae; Syndiniales; Amoebophryaceae
Source: the annotation of a GenBank genome assembly
AUGCAGAUUUGCAUUGGAAACAAGAUCUGUAAUGCAAGACUUGCAUUUGUACGAGUACGAUACUUUUGCACAGGAUACGAGUGCACCACGCAAGACACCUUUCUCGAGAAGUACACUUUUGGCACCGAUCAGAAGCAGUUCGCUUCCGCCUUUCUCGACACGUUCGAACGGGCUCUCGCGCGGCCGAAUGCCGCAUAUCACAAUGAAAAACGCCCCCACCCCCGCACUUGGGAGCAUUUGUAUUGCAAACCUUUCCAACAGAAACACUCGCCCUCUUGCAUCUAGCAGCAUCACAGAUUUCCAGUCGUGAAUUAUAGCGAAGAUUUGUAUUGCAACAGAUCCCAGCAAGAGCGGCGCUCGUCAUGCGAGCAAUGCUAUAUACGCCUAGACUCUGCAUCACAAAGAUAAAGAUUCAUUAUUCCUUUCAUGCAUGACAAAAAGUUUUCAUUUGGAAACGUCGCAUCGCAAAUUAUUGCAACUUUCGGAGUGGGGGCAUUUUUCACGGCAAUGCCGCAAGCUACAGAUUCGGCGGCUCGGGGGAGCACAGCAUCAAAUUUGGGCCGCAAAAGCCGGCUGAGUGGGUAUGGUGGGGGCGAGAGGCAUGUAUGAGUUUUGCGAUGUAUUGGCGGAAAAACAUCGCAAAAAAUACAUCGCACAUCGCACAUCGUACAUAG